Molecule: messenger RNA, 779 nt
Organism: Propithecus coquereli (Coquerel's sifaka)
Lineage: Eukaryota; Metazoa; Chordata; Mammalia; Primates; Indriidae
Gene: GLIPR1
Product: GLI pathogenesis-related 1
Exons: 4
Coding region: 120-764 (214 amino acids)
Cellular component (GO): extracellular region
Source: RefSeq, a predicted model, not a curated record
UUUUUUCAAAGCUGAAGUUGGCUAUGCUUUGUAAAGCUGCCAGCUGAGGACUCUGACAGAGGCAAGCACACUCAUUCUCAAAAACUGCAGCCGCUGGGAUUGCUGCCUCCCGAGGCUCCAUGCCAGACAGACUGAGCAUUCGAGUCACGCUUGCUACGGCAGCCUGGAUGGUUUCUUUCGUCUCUAGUCAGUCAUAUACAAAAAAUACUUUGCCAGAUAUUGAAAAUGAAGAUUUCAUCGAAGACUGUGUUCGAAUUCAUAAUAAGUUCCGAUCAGAGGUGAAUCCAACAGCCAGUGAUAUGCUAUACAUGACUUGGGACCCAGCACUAGCGCAAAUUGCAAAAGCAUGGGCAAAACAUUGUCGAUUUGCACAUAAUGUACAACUGAAGUCACCCCACAGGCUGCACCCAAACUUUACUUCACUGGGAGAAAACAUCUGGACUGGAUCUCUAUCCAUCUUUUCUGUGUCUUCAGCCAUCACAAGCUGGUAUGAUGAAAUCCAGUACUAUGACUUUGAGACUCGGAAAUGCAAUAAAGUCUGUGGCCAUUACACUCAGGUUGUUUGGGCAGAUAGUUACAAAGUUGGCUGUGCAGUACAAUUUUGCGCUAAAGUUUCUGGCUUUGAAAGUCUUUCCAAUGGAGCACAUUUUAUAUGCAACUAUGGACCAGCAGGAAAUUACCCAACAUGGCCAUAUAAGAAAGGAGCCACUUGCAGUGCCUGCCACAAUAAUGACAAGUGUUUGGACAAUCUCUGUGGUGAGUAAAAGAAACAAUCUAAC